GUAAAAUCAAUAUACUAUUCCUCCACCCCCUUUUCUUCAAUUCUCCUUUAUCUAGUCCCCAUGCAAUAACCCCAGAAAAAAUGUAAAAAAACAAGCUAAAAAAAUAAAAAGAAGCAACCACACACACACAGUUUCUUUCUUCUCCACUGGGGUCUUCUGCACUCAAAAUUUCUCCUUCUGCACAUGAGAUGCAAGUUCCAAUGGAGAUUCUUCUCCACCCCAUUUACUUUAUUUUACAAAUAUUUUUUUCUGUGCUUGUGAUAAUGAAGCCAAUAUUGUCUGCUCAUGAUCCUCUCUCUCAUGCCCUUUUGAGCUUAAAAUCAGAAAUUGUUGAUAGCUCUGAUAGCUUGAAAGAUUGGGUCCUUCCUCCUCCUGGGUUUGAGCCCUCUACCCAAAUUCAUGCAUGUUCUUGGGCUGGAGUCAGAUGUAGUGACAAUUCCUCAAAACUAAUCUCUUUGGACCUGUCAAUGAAGAAUCUUGGGGGCUCAUUAUCAGGAAAUCAGUUCCCUCUCUUUGCUGAUCUUCUUAAUCUCAAUUUAAGCCACAACUCCUUCUCAGGUCAACUGCCGGCUGCUAUUUUCAACCUCACAAGCCUGAAAACGUUAGAUGUAAGAAGGAACAAUUUUUCCGGUCAUUUUCCAGGUGGGAUUUCGAAUCUCCAAAACCUUGUUGUUCUUGAUGCUUUCAGCAACAGCUUCUCAGGUCCCUUGCCUGCCGAUGUUUCAAAAAUCGCUUCUCUGAAAAUCCUCAAUUUUGCUGGGAGUUAUUUCAGCGGACCAAUCCCGUCUGAUUAUGGUUCUUUUAGGUCAAUUGAGUUCAUUCAUUUGGCUGGUAAUUUUCUCGGUGGCAAAAUACCUUCUGAGCUUGGGAAUUUGAAAACGCUGACGCAUAUGGAGAUUGGUUAUAAUUCGUAUGAAAGCGAAAUCCCGUGGCAAUUUGGUAAUAUGAGUGAGCUUCAGUAUCUUGAUAUUGCUGAUGCCAACAUUUCAGGUCCAAUUCCAGAAGAACUCAGCAACCUCACCAAAUUAGAAUCUCUCUUCUUGUUCAGGAAUCUUCUCUCUGGGAAAAUUCCAAAAAAACUUAGCCAAAUCUUGACGCUCAAAAGCUUGGAUCUUUCUGACAACCUUCUUUCAGGUCCAAUCCCAGACAGCUUUUCUGAAUUGAAAAACCUUAGAUUGCUGAGCUUAAUGUACAAUGACAUGUCUGGAAAUGUUCCUCAAGGUAUUGCCAAGCUCCCAUUCCUUGAUACUCUCCUCAUAUGGAACAAUUACUUUACAGGCCCACUUCCCGAAGAUUUGGGCCGAUUUUCUAAAAUCAAACACCUCGAUGUUUCAACAAACUAUCUCUUUGGUAUAAUUCCACCUGAUAUUUGUUCUGGAGGCGAGUUGCAAAAGUUGAUUUUGUUUUCGAAUAAUUUCACUGGAGGGCUAUCUCAAUCCCUGCAAAAUUGUUCGUCCCUGGUUCGGCUUCGUGUGGAAGAUAACUCAUUCUCGGGCAACAUCUCUCUAACUUUUGCCAAUUUUCCGUACAUUUCGUACAUGGACCUGUCAAGAAAUAAGUUAUCAGGUCAAAUUCCUUCGGACAUUGAUCGAGCUUCAAGUCUCGAGUAUUUCAACGUGUCUUAUAAUCUCGAGCUUGGAGGAAUCUUGCCUGCUAAAAUAUGGUCUCUGCCUAAUCUUAAGAACUUUUCCAUGGUUUCUUGUGGCUUAUCAGCUGAUAUACCUCCAUUUGAAGACUGCGAGUCUUUAUCUGUUUUGGAGUUGCGAAUGAACAACUUAUCUGGAAAUAUUCCGGAAAGUAUCUCCAACUGUAAGCAGCUUUUGAUACUGAACAUAGCUGAUAACCAUCUCACAGGUCAAAUACCUGUUUCUCUUGCUAGUCUUCCUGUUAUCACCGUCUUAGAUUUAUCUCAUAACAAUUUGAGUGGUCAUAUUCCGAACGAGCUAGGAAGCUCGACCAGCCUAAAACGUGUCAACUUUUCAUAUAACGAAAUCUCGGGCCAAAUCCCUUCAAGUCAGGCUUUCAAGGCCAUGGAAGAAAGUGCUUUUUCAGGAAACCCAAAGCUGUGUGGCCCGCCUCUUAGACCUUGCCACCAUGAAAACGGGCUUUCAAGCGGAUUCGAAAUCGAGAGUAGAAAAGCGCGAAAAUUGGCUUGGGUUCUCAUACUGUGUGCUGUCGUUAUUUUAUUCAUUGUGGCCUCGAUAUUUGGGAUUGUGUACUUCAACAGAGAAAGGAAAGGCCACUGGAGAAUGAUUUCUUUCAACGGGCUCCCUGAUUUUACGGCCAAGGAUGUUCUCAGAAGCUUUAAUUAUGCCGAGACACUUUUACCGGAACUAAUGCCGGACUCGAUCAGUAAAGUGGUUUUACCCACCGGAAUUACUGUCUCGGCCAAGAAAGUAGAGUGGGAGCCCAAAGAGAUGAAGGCUGUGUUGAGGAAUAUGACGAGGAUAGGAAAUGUGAGACACGAGAACCUGACAAGGCUUCUAGGGGUGUGUUACAAUAAUCGUCUUGCGUAUUUGCUCUACGAUUAUAUGCCGAAUGGUAAUUUGGAGGAAAAGAUUGGGGUGGAAAGAGAUUGGGAGACUAAGUGUGAGUUGCUGAUUAAGAUUGCUAGGGGGCUUUGUUUUCUUCAUCAAGGCUGUUUUCCAGUUAUUAUUGCGCAUGGGAAUCUGAAGGCAGGCAAUGUUGUUUUUGAUGAAAAUAUGGAGCCUCAUUUGGCUGAUUACGGACUAAAUUUAAUUGUUGGGAAGAGUAAUUAUCGGCUGCCGGCAAAGAUCAGAGAAGAGCCAGGUAAAGGUGAUGGAUUUGGGAUAUCCCUAAGUGACGAACUCCACAUGGACGUGUACAAUUUUGGGAAACUCAUUCUGGAGGUUGUAACAGGCGGCAAGCUUGCAAAUGCCUAUGACACCACGAAAAGCAAAAGUGAGGAUCUCAUAGCUGAAGUUGCUCGCGCGAAUGCUAAUUUUAUCUCGGUCUUGUCUCAAGAUGACGUCAAGUUAGUUGUUGAAGUCGCACUACUCUGCAUGAACAGUAGGCCAUCAAUGCAGGAUGUAGUGAAGCUGCUUACGGGGCUUAAGUCGACAGCAAGUGCUGGGACCUGCAAAGUAUGAAAUAGGCGCAAAUUCGCUGAAGAGUUGAUUAUUUCUUUUUGGGUUGAUUUGUUUGAUAGUUGGAGCCUGCGUGUGAAAGAACAGUAUGCUGUAAAAUAGAUAUGUAUAUGUGAUUUCUAUAUGCAUGAAAUGGUUCAAAUAAGAACCUAGUCUAGUGUAAUAAGUAAGAAUGCUAUUCUGAACUUGGUGUAAUACCAUUUUUAAUUGUGUUUGGUGCUAUUUUUACUUACAA
Molecule: messenger RNA, 3342 nt
Organism: Striga asiatica
Lineage: Eukaryota; Viridiplantae; Streptophyta; Magnoliopsida; Lamiales; Orobanchaceae
Source: the annotation of a GenBank genome assembly